GUUACACACUUUACAAAUAAAAAGUUCGUAAACAGAAGAAGUGGUGCGCCGGCGUAAAAGUGUUUAUGAGUGCACAAAUAGCAGUAUUACGUGCACAUGUACUUUCCUGACAGCUUUUUUUUGUUUUGUUUACUGUGCAACUGUUGUUUAAAUUUGCGUAAAGGAAAGGCACACCGAAAGUGUUGAAAGUGUUUCAAUUUUCCAGUGCACCUGCUCUGUCCCGUCGUCUCGGCUGAGUGCGCUGGCACUUCAAGCCACAAAAGUGUAAAGUGCAUGCGGCAGCACUACCCUCGGCGAUCUUUUUGUUUUUGUUGCUAUUCGCGUCGCUGAAUCUGCGAUUCCCGCGCCUCCGCCGACGCGCAGCCACCAACCCAACAGAUUCUCCAAAGCAAGAAUUUGCGCGCUUCUUUGUGAUUGUUGCCGCGCUCUAAUUGCAAAAGUUUCGCGCGUGUGUGUGUUGCCAUUUUGGUUUUUUGUUUUCUGUUUUGUUUUUGUUUGGCUCUCCUUAACUUUAAAACUUGUGCUGCUUUUGGACGCCCCACCGCACCGCAAAUGAGCAGCCCCAACUUUCCACAAUGAUGACAAUGACUGCAACUCCGGCCUCGAUGUCGACAUCGGCAUCGGCAUCGACGGACUGCGGCAGCAGCAUGCAGGGCUCCACGACCAGCUCGGCGGGCAGCGAUGUGAUGACGCUGACCACCACGGCCGCCUCCUCGUGGUGCGCCAUGCCGACGAGCUCCCGGCUGCGGGUCCUGCGCCUGGUGCGGCCACACCAGCGUCGCCUGCUGGUCGGUGGCCCGGAGCGUGCCAGCACCUAUGGCUUUGCGGUGCGCGGCGGCAGGGAGCACGGCACCGGCUUCUUUGUCUCCCACGUGGAGCAUGGCGGAGAGGCGCAGCUCAAGGGAUUGCGGAUUGGCGACCAGAUACUGCGCAUCAAUGGCUUUCGGCUGGACGAUGCUGUGCACAAGGAGUUCAUUCAGCUGGUGGGCAGCCAGGAUCGCAUCACGCUCAAGGUGCGCGGCGUGGGCAUGCUGCCAGUCAGAGAUCAACCCGAGGAGCGGCUGUCGUGGAGCGUGGUGAAGCUGCCCAGCGUCAGCGGCACGCCCUCGGAGAGCUCCUUCAAGACGGAGCGGCGGAGCGCGGCGAGUCGCGACAUCAGCGUGGUGCUGCACGUGGCGCCGCGCACCAAGCUGGGCCUGGGCAUCUGCAAGGGGCCGGAGUGGAAGCCGGGCAUCUUCGUGCAGUUCACCAAGGAGCGGAGUGUGGCGCGGGAGGCGGGCCUGCGGCCGGGCGACCAGAUCCUCAGCGUCAACAGCAUCGACUUCUCGGACGUGCUCUUCAGCGAGGCGGUGGCCGUGAUGAAGAGCUCCAGCAAGCUGGACAUGGUGGUGCGCACCGCGGCCGGCUGCGACCUGUUUCCGGGCGAGUCGAGCGGCUACAACAGUUCGGCGAGCUCCGUCACCGGAGACCAGAGUCCCUGCUGGGCCGAUGCCAAGUCCAAGCGGCUGACGGCGGUGCGCGAGGAGGCGCCGGUGCAGGUGGCUUCCGGCUCAGCCUCCUGGUCGCAGCCACAACCGGCCAUGCCCGGCAAGCAGCUGAACAAAACCAUCAUUAAGCUGUCCGAGAAUGGCACCUCCAUCAACAACACGUUCAUAGCCAGCCACAGCAGUUCCACGCACGUCAUGAGGCAGCACAAAAGUCACCAGAGAACAGCAGCAGGAGGAGCAGCAGGAGGAGCAGCAGGAGGAGCAGCAGGAGGAGCAGCAGGAGCAGGAUGCGCACCCAUUCCACCACCACCAAAGGCAGCAACGAAUGAGGCCAGUGGGAGCGGAGCAGGCGGCGCCAGCGAUGUGGCUGCGGGGGGCAGCAGCCUCUCCAGUGCCAUAACCGAGGAGCUCAAGAAGCGCAAAGAGAAGCAGCGCCACAACCGCGAGCUAAAUCAUAAUUCACACAAUGGCAGCAGCAGCAGCCACCGCAACAGCCAGAGCCAGAGCCAAAGCCAGAGCCAGAGCCAGAGCUGUGCGGCUGCCCAAGUGUUACAGAGGCAGCGGGGCAAUGCAGCAGCAGCAGCAGGACGAGGAGGAGGAGGAGGCACUGCAGCAGCAGCAGCAGCAGCAACAGGUGCAACAGCGAAUGGCGGCGAUCAGCACACGGCGCUGAUGGAUGAAUUCAAGCGAGCGCAUCAGCGAAUGUUCAGGAACGGGUUCCAUGAGAGUGAGCACAAGGAACGCGGGGAGACCCUGAAGCGCACUUCGAUAAUGCCAGACGAUAGCUGCUAUCGGAACAGCACGAUUCCCAGCAGCAGCAGCAGCAGCCGCACAACUUCCGCACAGAAUUCCAGUCAGCUUGGUGGCACGAAUGGAGCAGCAGCAGCAGCAGCGGCCAGCAAUGGGACACCGGAAUUGCCGCCACCGCCGCCGCAGUUUGCCAAUCCACAGCCCAGACCGCAAGUGCUGAAGCUAACCAAUGGCAAUGGAAAUGAAAGUGGAAAUGGAAAUGGAAAUGGAAGUGGCAGCGUAGCCAAAAUGAAACAGUCGCAGGCCAUGUCCCCGAUGCGCAGUGCCAGCAUCAGUGUGGGCGGCUUCCGGCCACCGGCAACACCACAGCCCGACUACGAUGCUGUCCAGCUGCGUGGCAAUCGAGGCACCACAUCAGCAGCCACAUCCCCAGCAGCGGCAGCAGCAGCAGCAGCAGCAGAAGGUUCUUUGCAGCAACGACGAACCCUGCGCCUGGGCACAGUGACCAUUGGGGAGUACGGGGAGCAGCGCACCAAGCGCGAGACGCUGAGAAAGGUGAACGGCGGCGACGCGGCUGCAGGAGGAUCCAAUGGCAUACUGAAGAACGGCAGCUCGAGUCGGAGCAGCGCCAGUUUCAGUCAGCACGGAGAGAAGACCAUCAAAUUUGGCAACUGAUUUGGGGACUCUGCUCCCCACGGAUCAGCAAUACUUUUGUGUGCAAUAUGCUCGACGGCUGGACUGGACUGGACUGGACUGGGCUGGGCUGCGGCAGCUUCGAAGAGAGUACAAAAUUGGAUGUGCAGAGGCGUGUCUUUUUUUUUUACGAAUUACAAUAGGAACUUUUUUUUUGAGCUUUCGAAGUGGCAGAGAUGGUUGGAGGACGGAGGAUGAAGGAUUUACUUACGAUUAGUUUGUAUUAAUAUUUAGUUUACUCUGUACAUAAAUGUAUUCCACACACACACACACACAGAAUACAGAAUAGACAUAAAUAAACGUG
Drosophila subobscura is the source of this 3234-nucleotide messenger RNA. RefSeq lists its product as uncharacterized. Gene Ontology annotation, biological process: rhabdomere development. NCBI's taxonomy places the organism in Eukaryota, Metazoa, Arthropoda, Insecta, Diptera, Drosophilidae. The record is from RefSeq and is a predicted model, not a curated record. The transcript has 7 exons. Gene Ontology annotation, cellular component: stereocilium tip; plasma membrane; stereocilia ankle link complex. Bases 576 to 2912 code for a protein of 778 amino acids. Gene Ontology annotation, molecular function: protein binding.